Raphanus sativus (radish) is the source of this 1295-nucleotide messenger RNA. RefSeq names its product GDSL esterase/lipase At3g05180-like. Gene Ontology annotation, molecular function: hydrolase activity, acting on ester bonds. The transcript is spliced from 5 exons. The record is from RefSeq and is a predicted model, not a curated record. Bases 50 to 1186 code for a protein of 378 amino acids. Lineage: Eukaryota; Viridiplantae; Streptophyta; Magnoliopsida; Brassicales; Brassicaceae.
AAAUAUACUAAGCAUUUGACCCAAAAAAAAGAGAAAAAUAUACUAAGCAAUGGAAACCGUUUUUCCCUCUCUUCUCAUAUUGUUAUCAUUUGUAGCCAUCUCUCAUACCCAGCCUCUUCUGGCCGCUUCUUUUCCGAUUUCUCCUAACUUUGCAGCAGUUUUCAACUUUGGAGACUCUAACUCCGACACCGGAGAGAUCACCUCUGGUCUUGGUUUUCGUUUCCUACCUCCUAAUGGAGAAUCCUUCGUCUUUAAACCUCCAUCUACCGGAAGAGCCUGUGAUGGACGUCUCAUCGUCGAUAUUCUAAUGGAAGCAAUUGGUCGACCAUACUUGAGACCUUAUUUGGAUUCUGUUAGCACACAAAGCUAUCUGAGAGGCUGUAACUUUGCUGCUGCUGGAUCAACCAUUCAGAAGGCAACUGCUGCAUCCUAUAGCCCUUUUAGUUUUGCUGUUCAAGUCUCUCAAUUCGUCACCUUCAAAUACAAAGUUCUUCAAUUAAUACAACAAGAUAAAACUCUCGAAAACUUACCCUCGGAAGAUCAUUUCAAAAAUGGAUUGUAUAUGUUUGAUAUCGGACAAAAUGAUAUAGCCGGUGCAAUGUACGGCAAGACAGUAGAUCAAGCUGCUGCUGUUAUUCCUACAAUCAUAAAUACAUUUAAAGAUGGAAUAAAUAGACUAUAUUGGGAAGGUGGCGCGAGAAACUUUUGGAUACACAACACAGGACCAAUUGGGUGUUUAGCUCAGAUGGUGUCAUUAUUUGGGAAAGAGAAAUCACAAGUUGAUAAGUUUGGUUGUGUAAUUGGCCAUAACGAAGCUGCUAAGCUCUUCAAUUCACAGCUUCAGGGUCUUGUCACAAAUUUCACUCAACAAUAUACUGAUGCUAAUUUCACAUACGUAGAUAUCUUCUCCAUCAAAUCCGACCUUAUCCAGAAUCAUUCGACGUAUGGUUUUGAUCAGUCCAUAAUGGCAUGUUGUGGAACCGGAGGACCGCCACUGAACUACAAUGAUCAGGUUGGCUGCGGUUGGACAGGGACAUCUCCAAAUGGUACGACAAUAACAACCAAAUCAUGUAAUGCUAGUUCCAAAUAUGUUAACUGGGAUGGAAUUCACUAUACCGAAGCUGCAAACCGGUUCGUUUCACAGAAAAUUCUCUCCGGUAAAUAUUCCCAGACGGCGUCGUCUUGAAAAUCAGAACCCCUAGAGGGGUCUUUUUUUUGUUUCAAGUGUGUGAUAAAACAGAGCAUUCCUUUAUAACUCUCCGUUCACAAUAUAAUAAAAUGCUCUGAUUCAAUAA